AUGGUUUACUUCUUUCUAUACCUCAUGCUCCAGAUCGCCCUGUUUGGUGCUUGGGUAUCGGGUGCCUUGGACCCCUACCAGAAAAAAUGCCAGGAGAUCAUCUUAGAUGCCAUGGGGGAGAAUAAAAUCUCCUACGGCAUGAAACGUAUGUCGCUUGCUCAUCAGUUGGAGCUGUACAAGGUGCUGAUGUUUCAAAAAGGAAGCUUGACAGGGAAGAAACUCUCAGAAGAUGAAAAUCUGAGCAAGAUUCAAGAUCAGCUUGGCAGUCAGCUGGGAGGAGUCUUCGGCAAAGGAGGUCCUGCAGGAGGAAUUGGUUCGGUUCUGAGCAAGAGUCUUUAA
This is a messenger RNA of Penicillium chermesinum, 339 nucleotides long. RefSeq lists its product as uncharacterized. NCBI's taxonomy places the organism in Eukaryota, Fungi, Ascomycota, Eurotiomycetes, Eurotiales, Aspergillaceae. The record is from RefSeq and is a predicted model, not a curated record. The transcript has a single exon. Bases 1 to 339 code for a protein of 112 amino acids.